Molecule: messenger RNA, 1794 nt
Organism: Dipodomys spectabilis (banner-tailed kangaroo rat)
Lineage: Eukaryota; Metazoa; Chordata; Mammalia; Rodentia; Heteromyidae
Gene: Tprg1l
Product: tumor protein p63 regulated 1 like
Exons: 5
Coding region: 33-842 (269 amino acids)
Cellular component (GO): cytoplasm; synaptic vesicle
Source: RefSeq, a predicted model, not a curated record
CCAGGACGGGGUCAGGCGGGGCCGGCGCGGCGAUGCUGCAGCUGCGGGACUCGGUGGACUCGGCGGGCACCAGCCCGACGGCGCUGCUGGCGGCGGGCGAGGAGGUGGCGGCGGGCGGCGGGGCCCGGCCGGGAUCGGGCGCGCCUCUGCGCCAGACGCUCUGGCCGCUCAGCGUCCACGACCCCACGCGCCGCGCCCGCGUCAAGGAGUACUUCGUGUUCCGGCCCGGCACCAUCGAGCAGGCGGUGGAGGAGAUCCGUGCGGUGGUCCGGCCGGUGGAGGACGGCGAGAUCCAGGGGGUGUGGCUGCUGACCGAGGUGGACCACUGGAAUAACGAGAAGGAAAGGCUGGUGCUGGUCACCGACCAGUCGCUGCUCAUCUGUAAAUACGACUUCAUCAGCCUUCAGUGCCAGCAGGUGGUCAGGGUGGCGCUGGGUGCCGUGGACACCAUCUCCUACGGGGAAUUCCAGUUUCCCCCGAAGUCGCUCAACAAGCGAGAAGGCUUUGGGAUCCGCAUCCAGUGGGACAAGCAGAGCCGCCCUUCUUUCAUGAGCAGGUGGAACCCCUGGUCCACCAGCGUGCCCUAUGCCACUUUCAUAGAGCACCCGAUGGCAGGGGUGGAUGAGAAGACGGCGUCUCUGUGCCAGCUGGAAAGCUUCAAGGCUUUGUUAAUCCAGGCUGUCAAAAAAGCCCAGAAAGAAAGUCCUUUGCCAGGACAAGGUAACAGCGUGUUGGUCCUGGAGUGCCCACUCUUCAUUGAGACCUAUGUGGGGCUGAUGUCCUUCAUCAACAACGAGGCCAAACUGGGUUACUCCAUGACCAGAGGCAAAAUAGGCUUCUGAGUGUCAGCAUGGUGGGCACACCCCGAGGCUGGCGGUGGGCUGGGGCGUGGGCCACAGGGGUGGGGUGUCGUGUAGGGGUCUGAGCACAGUUAGAAUAGCCAAGUGGAUUCUAUGUAUUUAGUCAGAUGUCGGAUGCCGGCUGAUGUGAGCUUACAAAAGUAUAAAGAUGAGCUGCCGUGCCCCUGGUGUUCCUGAGUCCGACUCCACGUGCCCCAGGCUCUUGGUAGCCCCGCCCCUCCAGCAUGCCCAGUGUGGCUUGUAGCCGUCCACCCCCGCCCCCACCCGUGCGGUGGCAGGGUCCUGGUCUCAGUGCCUGCACGACUGCACAUGUUUACACUUGGCGUCAAGUUUUGUAUCUGAGAUCCAGUCCACUUUUUAAGCUCAAUACGAAAGCAGUCAGCAGACUGGUCACGAGCAAGAUGCAGCCUAGGCCUGCUUAGCUCCUAGUGAACAGCAGGUCUUGUAAAUAAGUUCGGCUUAAAGUCAUCCUCUUUCUAGAAUCAAUCCAGAUUGUGUUAAUAAUUGUUACCUUGUCGAGGCAUAAAAGGUUAGUCCUUAACACAACUUAUAACUUGAGGGAGUCGCCAUUGAUCGUUAUUUGCACACAAUUUUGACAGCUAGAUGUAUCCUAAGUUUGUGUUCUAUUCGUGUUUAAAGGGGGCUGGGAGGUUUGCUUAUUAAAGAUGCACUUUCAUAAAAGGCCACAUGAGAUCCUCCUGGAUGUCCCCCCCCACACAGCCUGUUCCUGCAGCCUCUGCAUCGUUCCCUGUGGUGUCCAAGGCUGCAUCCGCAGUGUCCCCCAUCACCUGAGGCACUUAGUAAAUUCAGUUGCUGCUGUCUGCGUCCUCAUUCCCAGUGCUGUGGGCCUCAGGCUGCCAGGCUGGGGCGUGCAGACGGUGCACAUGGGCUCAGCCCGUGCUUUGGUUGUGUAGUAAAGACAUUUAGAACCACA